GCUGAGCCGCGGCGGGCUGGACCCUGAGCAGCGGGCAGAGGCGAAAUAAUGGGCGCGCUCUCCUUCGCUGCACCCCUCGCACAUUGACGCACAGUGAUGUUGGUCGCUUUCUCGCUACUGGCCAUCUCGCUGUCAUUCUUGUUCCUCAAGCGCCCCCCUUCGACAUGGCUCGCCUAUCUUCGUCAAAAUGCGCCCCCGCCUACGGUAGGCACUGAACGCAAGCCUUCUCCACCCACUGCAGACCGAGAGGAACCCGCAGUCGAGCCCCCAGACAGCCAGAAAAGGCGCCCAAGCGAAAGCUCGUCGUCCGAAGGCACACCAAAGAUCGCUCCCAAGGACAGUGCAAAUGGCGCCGUCCCGACCUUCACUCUCGCGGCGCACGAGAGCUCCGACGAGGACGACGAGGACAACCUUCCCCCGCCCUCUUUCCCAGCCCUAAACUCGGCGCAGAGGGCGUCUGCACCGUCGCCAACGAUAGCUAUGCCAGCGCCGCCCAAAGUGGCGCCUAUGGCCCCUCCUGUCAGACCCGCGUCCUCUCUUAUGCCCCCGCCUACACUGAAGGCCUCCAACCUGCGCGCCCUACCCACACCUACGCAAGGCCUGCGUGUACCCACCACGGGCCCUCUGCCGAAUCGCGGACCCGUGCCGAAUCGAGGGCCCCCAGCUUCGAACGGCGGUCUUAUGCCAACCGCCACAGUCAAAACACCAAACUCGCGAGGCAAGGUGCUACUCUCACCCGGGCAUUCACCGCUGGACUGGGCGAAUCUUCAGCGCUCGGGAGCAAAUCUGGCGGGUGUACCUUCGCUCAUCCGCGUCACUCCCGCCAUGCUCAAGGAAAACAACGGCCGGAAAGGCAAGCCCGCGUGGUCGAGUUACGAAGGCAAAGUGUACAACAUCACACCCUACCUGCCCUUCCACCCGGGCGGCGAAGGAGAGCUGCGGAGGGCAGCAGGGAAGGACGGGCGGAAGCUGUUCAUGGAAGUGCACCCGUGGGUGAACUGGGACAAUAUGCUUGGCGAGUGCCUGGUCGGCAUCAUGGUGACGGAAGAGCAGGCGCGCCCGACGAGCAGCCUGGAAGACAUGGACUGAACUUGAGAUACCCCAUAGACGGCAAUAGAACGGGUUGGCAUUUCCUAUCCUCUCUCAGCCACGUCUCCAUCACAAGUGUGGUCGUCUUACUGGCCUUUUACAUGGAGCGUUCUAAGCACGUUCGAGCAUGCCAGUUGGUUUGGCUUAUUACGGUGCCAAACCCACAAAAC
Paraphaeosphaeria sporulosa is the source of this 1259-nucleotide messenger RNA. RefSeq lists its product as uncharacterized. Gene Ontology annotation, molecular function: heme binding. The transcript has a single exon. The record is from RefSeq and is a predicted model, not a curated record. The coding region runs from base 97 to 1089 and encodes 330 amino acids. Lineage: Eukaryota; Fungi; Ascomycota; Dothideomycetes; Pleosporales; Didymosphaeriaceae.